This is a messenger RNA of Fusarium oxysporum Fo47, 1105 nucleotides long. RefSeq names its product 2EXR domain-containing protein. NCBI's taxonomy places the organism in Eukaryota, Fungi, Ascomycota, Sordariomycetes, Hypocreales, Nectriaceae. Bases 139 to 927 code for a protein of 262 amino acids. The transcript has a single exon. The record is from RefSeq and is a predicted model, not a curated record.
CCACUAUCACCGCCUCUUCGUAACCAUUCGCUGCCGAUGUCCUUUGAACGGAGCAUAUUAAAGCCCUCUCCUUAUGAUGAGCUCUAAAAAAUAAUUUCUGUUCUUUUACACUACUAUUGGUCCCUCUCAGUCGUCAACAUGUUUACUCUUUUCCCGCAUCUCCCCCCUGAACUUCGCGAUGAAAUCUGGUACCUUGCCCUAUCAGAACCCCAGCCACCAGGAAUAUGCCAAUGGAAGAAAGGCUGCUGGAUCCCAAAAUACCUUACCCCAGAAGAAGCGGAUUGGUCCGACGACGAUCCUAACAACAUUCGCUUAGAGUUUCGCUACGACAAGUUGGCAACAUCAGUUUAUAUACCGAUCGUGGAUGUCAAUCAAGAAGCGCGCCGUGUUGCACUAGCUUGGGCCGGCGAUAACAACAUCAAGAAUCGAUACAUAAACGGCAAAUAUGAGUUCAAGCGCAGGAUGGAUAAGGACAGAGAUACUGUCUACCUCCCCAACAAUAAGAUAGACGCCGCUGAGAUAGAGGCUAUCGAUCGUGGUUUUGAACCAGAUCUUAUCGACCGGAAUCACACCGUGGCAACGUAUAUUACAAGCUUGGCAGUACCGGCAAGAUAUAUGCGAACCGCCGACGAAACACCUUACUCGUGGGAAUGGCACGAGAAUCUUGAAAAGAUAUACGUCAUUGUUGGAAAACAACCCGACGGAGAUGGUCAGUGGGAGAUUGACACGACGAGAGGAACAAGCCUAUUUUGGACAAGGGACACCGGCACAUUUAUUCCCCAGCUAGGAGCGGAUGAAUUUUGCAGUAGGUAUCUUUUGAAGAUGAUCGUGGAGGAUAAGAUGGAACUUGGGGCUGCCCUCAUGCGCUGUCAGGGACCGGCGAGGAACUCGUUUGAGAUUCGUGUAUGCUCGGUGAUAAGAAGGUGAGUGAGAAUUUUGAUUGUACAAUGGUAUAUUUACACAUAUUCAGGUCGCCAAAGACACCUUCUCGUACGCUUACAAAUAUGAAGGAGAUGUUUGAUGGGUGUUUAAGCGGGGUGCAUCUGAGCAAAAAACCUCAAUAUAUCUGAUAGUGUUGAGAAGCGGUAUAGGCCCUAUUCUUCUG